This is a messenger RNA of Beta vulgaris subsp. vulgaris (sugar beet), 2616 nucleotides long. RefSeq lists its product as uncharacterized. The transcript is spliced from 5 exons. The record is from RefSeq and is a predicted model, not a curated record. The coding region runs from base 1 to 2616 and encodes 871 amino acids. Lineage: Eukaryota; Viridiplantae; Streptophyta; Magnoliopsida; Caryophyllales; Amaranthaceae. Gene Ontology annotation, biological process: DNA integration. Gene Ontology annotation, molecular function: nucleic acid binding.
AUGCGAUUCUUUGAGGGUCUGAAUUUAAAGUAUCAGAAACGAAUUGGGACAUAUACCACCUUUGAAGAGUUGUAUGAUCGUGCUCUGGAACAAGAGAGAAUUGAGAUGAAGGAUGAGGAGUUUAGAAAGAGAAGAAAUGGAGGAAAAUUUAAAGAAGGGGGAUUCAAGAAGGCAAAAACAGAAAUGACAACCCCAACUCAGUUCAGAGGGCUAGCUGGGAAUGGCAGAGGAGGAAUCAGGAAGGAUAGGAGAAAUAAUAAACCAGGGAAUAUGUUGAUGCUGGCAGCUGGAGAAGGAAGUUCAAGUCAAGGGAGGGCCGGAAAAGGGAUUCAGCAUGGCAAUCAAGGGAAAGCAGCAGGGAAGUUAUUUGCUGUUAAGACAGAAGCGAAGGAGAUUCCUGAGCUGCAGGAGUUGCCAGGUAAUGUAAUUUCAGGGAGAUUUCUUGUAUGUAACUCGAUGGCUAAGGUGUUAUUUGAUUCUGGAGCUUCACAUUCAUUUGUUUCAAAUGUGUUUGUUAGCAAUCUGCCGUGUAGACCAUGUGUGCAACCUUUAAAUAUGCAUAUUAGUAUGCCAAAUGGGGAGUCGAUAUGUUGUAAAUGGAUAUUUAGAAAUUGUGAAAUUAGAAUAGCAGGGUCCGAAUUGCGGGUAGAUCUGAUACCCUUUAAUUUGGAUUAUUAUGAUGUGAUUUUGGGGAUGAAUUGGUUAAGUAAAAAUAGAGCGGUGAUAGAAUGUUAUGCUAGAGCCGUCAGAUUGAGGUCUCCAUGCGGAGAUAACAUUGUGUAUAAAGAAGAAAUGGUAAAACCGAUGGAAAAAGGUGAAGUGAUAAUUAAGAAUGAUACAGAGAUAAUACCUGAAGGUAUGGGGAAGGGGGUAAAAAGGAGGAAAGGGGAAUUGAAGAAAUUCCAGUGGAGAGAUUUCCAGGAUGUAUUCCCAGGAGACUUACCGGGAUUGCCACCGCAUCGGGUGGUUGAUUUUCAUAUUGAUCUGGUGCCGGGGGCGACACCGAUAUCUAGAGCUCCUUAUAGGAUGGCUCCUGCAGAAAUGGCUGAAUUGAAAAAGCAAUUAGAAGAAUUGUUGCAGAAAGGUUAUAUCCGACCUAGUGUGUCUCCAUGGGGCGCACCAGUAUUGUUUGUGAAGAAAAAGGAUGUUGAAGGGGGCAGGAUAUUCUCAAAGAUCGAUUUAAGGUCGGGGUAUCAUCAAAUGCGCAUCGUGGAGGAAGAUAUACCGAAAACAGCAUUCAGGACGAGAUAUGGACAUUAUGAGUUCGUGGUGAUGCCGUUUGGACUCACUAAUGCACCAGCAGCUUUUAUGGAUUUAAUGCAGAGGGAUAUUGUAACCAAAGAAGGUAUAGCAGUGGACCCUGAAAAGAUAAAAGCGGUAAAAGAAUGGCCUGCACCUACAAAUGUUGGGGAAGUUAGAAGUUUUCUUGGGCUUGCUGGAUAUUAUAGAAGAUUCGUGGAGAAUUUUUCGCGAAUAGCGUUACCGAUUACGAAUUUGAUCAAGAAAACUACAAGAUUUCAGUGGACGGAGAAAUGUGAGAAGGCCUUUCGGGAGUUAAAAGAAAGAUUGACUAGCGCUCCAGUCUUAGCUCUACCUUCUGGGACAGAAGGAUUUGAGGUUUAUAGUGAUGCCUCUCAGGAAGGAUUAGGAUGUGUGUUAAUGCAGAACCAGCGGGUUAUAGCUUACGCUUCCAGAUAUUCAAUAUCACCGGGAAAAGCAAAUAAAGUUGCAGAUGCUCUAAGUAGAAGACCUCGUCGGGAAGUGAAUGCAUUGAUAUCAGUGCCAGAGGAGUUGUAUAACGAGCUGGUACAAUUAGAUUUGCGAGUGGUUGCAAGAGGUCAAUUACAAGGAGAAUUAAAUGCAAUUAUGAUGAAACCGUCUCUCUUUGAAGAAAUUCGGGAAAAGCAGGAUAAAGAUGAUUUCAUCAAGGAGUUGAAGUCAAAGAUAGAAAAGAAUGAGAUGACGGACUUCCAAGAAUAUGCUGAUGGAAGUAUUCGUUUAAAUGGAAGAUGGUGUAUUCCUAAUGACGGGGAAUUGAAGAAUAAAAUUCUGAAGGAAGCACAUAGCAGUGCUUACUCAGUUCAUCCAGGCAGAGAUAAAAUGAUUCAAGAUGUGAAGAAGUACUUCUGGUGGAAAGGGUUAAAGAGAGACAUCUCACAGUUCGUGGCAAGGUGUUUAAUUUGUCAAAAGGUAAAAUUUGAGCGAAAGAAGAUGUUGGGAUUGCUGCAGCCACUGCCAGUACCGGAAUGGAAAUGGGAUUCGAUCUCCAUGGACUUUGUAUCAAGAUUACCUAAAUCAAGAAGGGGAAAUGAUUCUAUAUGGGUGGUAGUGGACAGAUUGACAAAGACAGCUCGGUUUAUUCCCAUGGGAGUAACUUGGAGCAAGAAACAGCUAGCAGAUGCAUAUAUCAGAGAAAUUGUUCGAUUGCAUGGCGUUCCAACCACCAUUAUUUCUGACCGAGAUACCCGGUUCCUGUCACAUUUCUGGGAGAAAUUGCAAGAAGCUUUGGGUCGACUCAGAAAUUUAGCACACAUUCCAUCCAGCAACAGAUGGGCAAACGGAGCGAGUAAUCCAAAUAUUAGAAGAUAUGUUACGAGCCUGUGUAUUGGAAUUUAA